This is a messenger RNA of Silurus meridionalis, 3804 nucleotides long. RefSeq names its product transforming growth factor beta-1-induced transcript 1 protein-like. Gene Ontology annotation, biological process: positive regulation of substrate adhesion-dependent cell spreading; positive regulation of integrin-mediated signaling pathway; cell-cell junction organization. Bases 762 to 2189 code for a protein of 475 amino acids. The transcript is spliced from 12 exons. The record is from RefSeq and is a predicted model, not a curated record. NCBI's taxonomy places the organism in Eukaryota, Metazoa, Chordata, Actinopteri, Siluriformes, Siluridae. Gene Ontology annotation, cellular component: cytoplasm; cell-cell junction; focal adhesion.
CUUUAGACUGAUCUUCACGCUUUAUAAUGGAAACACAAUGCUAUUAAGGAAACGCCAUUUUCCUGCAGCUGCAUGCUAAUUUAAUGAUCUUCUCAUGAUGAUCUGAAUAUAUUUCAGGUUAUUGUUUAGAGAUCUUCGCUUUAUUUACAGACUGAAGCCAGUUUUCUGAUCUAAUAUUCAUUUCUGCAGUACAGGCGGUGACUGAGGCACUUUUUCUGCCCCAAAUAUGGGCUUGGAAUGUGCGCCAUGACGUAGCCAGACAAAGGGGCGGGGCCACAUGUCAUUAGACCACGCCCUCUACCUCCGUCUCCCCGCCCCCGUCCGGAGGCUCCGCAAAGGGACCCUAGAAACCGGAAGUGGUCGCAUUUUUGUCUUUAAUUAGGAAAUGUACAGGCGCAGUUAAAUUGUCAGUUUGUUUCUACGUACUCAUGGUAAUAUUUUCUGUGAGUUUUGAGUAAAUCUCUAACAUCCCUCGGUUCUGUUUAAUGGAGUGGACGUGGAUGUGUAUUAGAGCGCAGCCUCAUUCCCCUGCUGGAGCCCUUGCAACAGGAUAAAAGGGCGGGGAUUCAACAGGGGGAGGGGAAACAGACCACGCCCACCGUGUCCACAGCAGCCGCGCGUGCCGCCUGGGAAUAACGGUACAAAGCCGUAGGAGUCGCGCGCGCGCGAUCCGUCAUAGGAUUUAACGUUGGGGGAAAAAAAAGCGGAAAUACGCCAUUUUUAAUUUUUUAUCAUUUUAUUUUUGACUCUAAAGAGGGAAGAUGGAUGAUCUGGGGGAGCCUGACUCGUCUAACUACCCUCUCAGCCCUCGUAUUGUCGUGUUUGAUGCUCUCCUGGCAGAUCUGGAGAGCUCGGCUUCUCCUCUCGCACGCUGCCCAGUCCUGUUGACCUCUGAGCCCCCGGUGAACUCUGACCCCUCACCCACGUGCAAUCAAGACUCCGCUCAGAAACGACCUCCUCCACCUGCAUACACACCUCAACAGACAGUCUCAGCUGCGAUGAAGUCGAACGGCUCUCAGACCCCUGACAAGCUUUACAGCACGGUGUGUAAACCUCGUUCUACUCGCUCUCCUGAUCCGCCUGCGUUUUCCUCCUCAUCAGUGUUGGGGGGAGGACUGAGCGAACUGGACCACCUGCUGCAGGAGCUCAAUGCCACCCAGUUUAACAUCACCGAUGAAAUUCUGGCUCAGUUCCCAACGAGUAAGAAGGAGAACAAGGACAAGGAGAAAUCCGGAAAGUCUCCUCCCACCACUGGGUCCGGGAAACCCUCCGCAACCUCAGCCACCUUGGAACUGGACAAACUGAUGGCAUCUCUGUCGGAUUUCCGCGUGCAGAGCGUGCCGGCAGCUCAGGCCAAUCCCGCGCCUCUGCAGCAACCCGUGUCCCCGCCCCCGGCGUCCUCCGGAGGUUCCCUGGACAGCAUGCUGGGCCUCCUCCAGUCAGAUCUGAGCAGGCAGGGAGUGUCCACUUCAUCCAAGGGAAACUGCUCUGCCUGCCAGAAACUGAUCGUGGGACAGGUGGUGACGGCACUGGGGAGGGUGUGGCACCCCGAACACUUCGUGUGUUACGAGUGUGAAUGUGAACUGGGCAACCGCAACUUCUUUGAGAAGGACGGGCAUCCGUACUGCGAGCCGGAUUACUUCAGCCUGUACUCGCCUCACUGUGCGCACUGCAACAAACCCAUUCUGAACAAAAUGGUCACUGCGCUGGAUAAGAACUGGCAUCCUGAGUGCUUCUGCUGUGUCAAGUGCAGCCGGACGUUCGGAGACGAAGGCUUCCAUGACCGUGAGGGACAGCAGUACUGUCAGCAGUGUUUCCUGGCCAUGUUUGCGUCACGCUGUGAAGGCUGCUCUCAGCCCAUCGUGGAGAAUUACAUCUCCGCUCUCAACGCCCUCUGGCACCCUCAGUGCUUCGUCUGCAGGGAGUGUUUCAGCCCUUUUGUGAACGGAAGCUUCUUCGAGCACGAGGGUCAGCCGCUGUGUGAGGCGCACUAUCACCAGUCUCGCGGCAGCGUGUGUCAGGCGUGUCAGCAGCCCAUCGUCGGACGCUGCGUCACCGCCAUGGGCGCCAAGUUCCACCCGCAGCACCUGGUGUGUCAGUUCUGCCUUAAACCUCUGAGCAAAGGCUGCUUCAAGGAGCAGGACAACAAGCCGUACUGCCACCCGUGUUUCCUCAAGCUCUUCGGCUGAACUUGGACCGGAGGGGGGGUGUCCAGUACAUUCCACAAAAACACAGGAGGCUUUACAGAAUCAAUAUACUUAUCUCGCAUCUUUUGUCCUUAUUUAAAAUAAGUUGUGCAAAAGAACCAAAAAAAUAAGUGCAGUUUUAUAAAGUGUUGUGCUAUCCACGUUUUUUUUUUGUACGAUAAAGAACUCAUUCAGAAAGAAGCAAUCUAUAUUUCCACGCUCCAGACAGAAUGAAGACAUUCACAUGCAACAGCUCGAAGCAACAACAUAUUGCUGCCCGUGGACUAAAUUUCUUUAGUGUUUGAUGAUAAUUUGAGUCAUUUUGGGAUUUUAGCCCAAUUUUUUUUUCCUUGUAGAAUUUACCAACACAUCUGAUUGUUCUGCCAGGUUCUUCCCAUUUUCAGCAACAUUGUGCCUUUACAUUAAUAGCCAAUGUCGAGCAUGCGGCCGGUAACGUAUCGGUAACGUAUCAGUAACGUUUAAUGUCCCGUCAAUGUCCCGCAUGAUUUAUUUCCAUUUUUUUCACACUAUCAUGUUGAACUAUUGGCGUGCCUGUAGAUUUUCAUUUAAAAAUUAGGGAAUGUAGGAUUUAACCCCCAUAAACACACACACACACACACACACACACACACACACACACACACACAUUUUAUUCAAUACAGGGAACAUUCCUGAUAUGGACAGAGGACUAAGCCAGGAAGCAUGUGGCCGAGGUUACAUUGUGCGGCAUUUUUUACGGCAGCGGUUCACCCGUUAAAUCACCAUUACCUGAUUAGCCUUGAUUCAAAAGCAUGACAACACUGUGACCUCAUAAGCUAACCUACUUAGCUAGCUGUUUAUUAAAGCUAAAUGGAUAGAUCAAUAGAUACAUACAAAUUUAUCAUCAUUGCCUACUUCAGGUACACAAAUACAGUAUGCAGUUUAGCAUCUACCUGAAACGCAAAUAAUAGCACUUCUGGUAGAUGCUAAACUGCGUUUUGUUAUGAGCUAACCUGCCCAGCUAGCUAGCUAGAAGAAAUCUAGCUUCAUAGAAAUAGCGAAAUUAAAUCAGAUGAAGUUUACUAACGCCAGGUCUUGCCUCAAAUGACGUUAACUUUUCCUCGAGACGAACGACAUUCUCGGCACAUAUCUACCCUCAAGGCCAAAGUGUUUUCUUUUCCUUGAAAGAGCAAAUAAGUCACUAAUCGGUCGCUGACAAUCACCAGCUCUCUCGUUCCGCCUUUUACAGAAUAAAAAAAAGCUCGUUUGCAUAAAUAAUUUCCAAAGAUCCUUUAUUAUUAUUAUUAUUUUAAUUAUUAUUAUUAUUUUUUUUUACUAUUUGGAUCAAAGUUUCAUUCGGUUUCUGAAAGUAAAAAAAAUCCGAGAAACAAUAAAUGAUUUUAGUUUAAUAUAUUUGCUUUAAGUAGCUUACAGUCACUGCUAUCGCAUAUGUGGUUACACAUAUUUGUAUGUAUUUUUUAUCCAAAAAAAAAAUUGUCAUUACUGCCAAAGAUUUAUUGUAAAAGAUGUUUACACUUAUGCAGUCUUCAUAAUCAGAUAAGCUGUUGGUGUAUUUGUGUGUCUCUGCUCUUCCUGCCACACAAUGAAGACGACAAUAAACACUUUCCUUUGUAAUGAA